Molecule: messenger RNA, 1035 nt
Organism: Gavialis gangeticus (Gharial)
Lineage: Eukaryota; Metazoa; Chordata; Crocodylia; Gavialidae
Gene: AKIP1
Product: A-kinase interacting protein 1
Exons: 5
Coding region: 357-746 (129 amino acids)
Biological process (GO): regulation of non-canonical NF-kappaB signal transduction
Cellular component (GO): nucleoplasm
Source: RefSeq, a predicted model, not a curated record
UAAUUAGCUAGACUACAUGAGGAUGCUUCAGCAGUCGCACUUUGUGCCCUGGUACCUUCCUGUAUUGCAUGCAGUCAAAGCCAGUGUAAAAUCUUGCCAGUUGCUUCGAACUCGCUUGUUUUCAGAGAUGGUGAAAUUGCAUAACUACUCUGCAGCGUUAUGAUGGCUUUGUGGAUGCGACCUGGUAGUAAAGGUUCAUAAGUGCUUCAGAGGUUCACAAAUGCUUCUGAUAUAGGGUAGGAUCAUAUAGUCCACAGCUACCUAUUUCCUCACGGAUCAAGCCUCCUAAGCUAGGCGAUGUUCUGUUGUUUUAUUCUGCCAGCCUGGCUGCAGUUGUGCGCACCUGGUUCAUACGGAUGAAGGAAGAAGAUUCAGAAAGUCUCAGUGCAGCAUUUGCUUCAGUUUCCGAGUUCAUGAAUCGGACCACAAAGGAAUGCGAGAAAUACUAUAGCUCUGUGCCAGCGUGUAGAUGUAAAGAGAAUGAAAUUAAACAUGUCUGCAGAUACCACAGCAGACAAGCAUCAGAAAACCUGUUAAAGGCAAUGGAAAAAGAAAAAAAUAAAACUUCUCCAGUAUCCAGUCCAGCUACAACCCCUCAACAUGGAAGAGAGGCUUCUAAAGAUAUCUACAUUGAAGUAUUCCCUGGCACCUAUUCUGUCACAGCAACCUCGGAGGAUAUGGUGAAACAGACACAUGUGGUAGACAUCACUGCAGGACAAAGUAUUGAUUUAACUUUCAGUCUAUGAUUUGGUCUCUCGGCAAUCAUGGAAUAAACCAAUACUAGAAUCCCCUAACAAAUUAAUGCAAUAAAGUAUGAAUUCCUUCUUGGCACUUUAAAAUGGUCUUCUAUUCUCAGGGCACAUGCUUUGUGAAUUGUGUAUUUGUUGAACAGAAAAGACUAUUACAACCUAUUGUAUAUAUGGACACUAUAUGUAUACAUGUUUGUACACAUGCCUUAAUUCUAAUUGUACAAUUGUAUUACACUGGGUUUUAUAUUGUUUUAAAAUAAAAGAUGCAAAUAAAGGAUAAAAUUUA